UGUCUGACCAAACAAAAAUGGUCCCCCGCAGGCGCCUUCUUAAUGUUAAAACUAGGGCUACAGCUUUCGGUGUUCAGCUUCCGCAGCUGCUGGUUUAUCGUCAUCGAUCUUCUCCAGCCGAAAAUGCCUUCACACAAGACCUUCAGGAUCAAGAAGAAGCUCGCGAAGAAGAUGAGGCAGAAUAGGCCCAUUCCUUACUGGAUUCGAAUGAGGACUGACAACACCAUCAGGUAUAAUGCUAAGCGCAGGCACUGGCGCCGCACGAAGCUCGGGUUUUAAGAUGGAUAGAAAUGUGAUUACUGGUUAAAGCCGUUUUUAUUAUUUAUAUAUGGUGUUGAAAGAUUGUAGCUUUAACCAUGUGUCGACACUAGCGGGAUAAUGAGUUGAGUAGAGAUUUUGACGGGUGUGUUUUUCCGUAAUUUAUUUUUCACUUUGGAAUAACUUUGCGUCUAUUAACGUGAAAUUUCGGGUUUGAUCUGCA
Messenger RNA from Prosopis cineraria, 481 nucleotides. RefSeq names its product 60S ribosomal protein L39-like. The record is from RefSeq and is a predicted model, not a curated record. Gene Ontology annotation, molecular function: structural constituent of ribosome. The coding region runs from base 43 to 279 and encodes 78 amino acids. The transcript has 3 exons. Gene Ontology annotation, cellular component: cytosolic large ribosomal subunit; ribosome. NCBI's taxonomy places the organism in Eukaryota, Viridiplantae, Streptophyta, Magnoliopsida, Fabales, Fabaceae. Gene Ontology annotation, biological process: translation.